CACGAGUCUGUGUCAGUCAUUUGACUUAUGCGACCAGCAAAUAGGAGAUGAAAGGCAGGGUCUGAGGUUGUUUUCACCGAGAAGGGAUAGAGAGGAGACAGCACUGAUAUGGGUGAGGCUCAGUCGAGGUCAGAGAUGCUUCAUCAUCAGGACCAACCUCUGAACUCGGCCUAUGGCGGGCAGGGAGGCGCCUCACUUCGGAACAGAAAGUGUGACAAGGAUGGCAACUUCAACUUCCUGCUCGGCAAAGAUAACGAGGGCUUCACAAGCAACGGAGGAGGAGACGAGAACCGAAACCAGGUGCGGCCACGUAACUUGGGGCCUCUGGGUCGCGACCCUCCGAACUCCUCGCCAUCUUCUGGGUAUCACCACAACUCAGGGCUCAUGUCACCGCGAUCCCGCCUGCCCUGCUGGAGCCCCCUGGAGCCCCUGCCCGAAAUCGAGAGCGGGGAUGACGGGUAUGGGCGAGUUCCCCCUGAUGGAGCGGAGGAAGGGAGGAUGGAGGAAGAGGAGGGAAGGCUGAUGAUGAGACAGAAUGAGGAGAAGGAGAGGGAGAGAGGGCAGAUGCAGAGGAGGAAAGUCAGCUUGGGAUUCAGAGGAAGAGACGAAGAUGAGGAAGAGCUGGGGCUGGACGAUGACGAUGACGAGUGGGGAGACAGCGACUCUGAGUCCGAGUUCAGCUACAGGUCCGGCGGCAGCAUGUCCUCCCUCAACAUGGAGAGUGGAGGAGAAGGGAUGCUGAUGGGGGGCUGGGACCGCAUCGGAGUCGGGGAACCAAAAUCGAACCAACAGGAGAGUAACUACACCAGAAACAGCAACAGAAACCCAGCUGCAAGACACCAGAGCUUAGUCCGCAAGUCGCUGACAGGAAGCAACCUGGGAAAUCUUCUGGAGGAAGGAGCAGAAGAACAAGAUGACAAUGACCAGUCUUCAGACUCAGACGGUGAGCUGCCAGAGCUGAUGGACGCCGUCUGGACGCUGCGGGACCGCGAACGCUUCAAGGCCCAAGAGAUGGAGAAGCACCAGGUGCAGCUGACCAUGUAUCGCCGCUUGGCGCUGAUCCGCUGGGUCCGCACGCUGCAGGGUCGCAUCCAGGAGCAGCAGAACCGCCUGCAGUCCAGUUUUGACGUCAUCCUCACGCACAGGAAGGAACUGCUACGCAUGGGUGCCGCCGCCGCCGCCACUGUGGCCAACACUGCUCCCACCGCUGCUGUGGGCCAGUCAUAAACCAAGAGACAGAGAGAGGGGCGAGGAACUGACAGGAAGUGAUUAAAAAGCAGCAUUUUUGCUCUGUUUGCUUCUAUCCUGAAGACAUUUCCCCUGAAAAAAAAAGACAAUCCCCCCCCCAUCAUCCUGUGUGAUGUUUUCAUGCCUCACACUCGUGUUGCUGAUUGUAAUGAUACAAAAACUUUUGUUUUUGUUGAUUUUCUUUGCUGGCGUCCCACCCAGAGCAUCAAUAAAUGUAUUCAUUUCAGCUUCAUUCAGGUGGACCUGAACCCCUGUCCCUUCACCAAACCAAAAUGUAUGACUUAGGACGUUCAGUUUUCUGACCACAGCAAUGAAGAAACUGAACUUUACUGUGAGAUUAAUAUGAUGUUCAUAUCAAAAGUGUUCUGCGCGUGUAUGCUGUUGUUGUUUGUCUUGACCUGUGAGUAGAAAACACCUGCUGCACCAAAAAAGUAUUGGAGAAUAUCAUUGAUUUAACAGUGUUAGAGAUGAUUUAUAUCCUGAGAUGCUGUAAAUAAUUAUAAUAAAUGAAAAGAAUAAAUAAAAUGACCUGA
Molecule: messenger RNA, 1781 nt
Organism: Toxotes jaculatrix (banded archerfish)
Lineage: Eukaryota; Metazoa; Chordata; Actinopteri; Toxotidae
Product: UPF0500 protein C1orf216 homolog
Exons: 2
Coding region: 109-1227 (372 amino acids)
Source: RefSeq, a predicted model, not a curated record